AUGGAGUGGUUAGGUUCUAGUCUAUUGAAAAAAUUGUGGAGACCUAGUGUUAAUGUCGUAAGAACAAGAUACCACGCUGAUAAAAGUAGACUUGUACGGAGAUAUGGUUACGAGGAAAAACUUUGGUGCGGAGGCCUCCUACCAAGAACGCUUGGAAAACGCUUGCCAAUGCCAGAGUACAGGCCAGCAAAUGCAUGGACUGAACGUAAAUCAUUAUUUGGACAAAACGAUUACAUUGACAUUUUAGGUCCUGGUCAUCUUCAUCCGGUUAAAACACUUUAUUCUGUACCCGCUUGGAUACGAGGAGUUAGUGGUCAUGAAUAUCACAUACUUCUUAGAAAGAAAAAGAUGUUUGCUAAGACUGGUUCACCAAAAAUAAGACCAACCAAAUGGAAGGAAUUAGAAAAGAGACUAUCAUUUUUGUAUAGAAAACUUAAUAGAAAAACCAAAACAGGUCCAUCUCCUGAU
Iphiclides podalirius (scarce swallowtail) is the source of this 468-nucleotide messenger RNA. NCBI's taxonomy places the organism in Eukaryota, Metazoa, Arthropoda, Insecta, Lepidoptera, Papilionidae. The record is from the annotation of a GenBank genome assembly.